AGUUAAUAACCCCAGCCUCCCCCUGCCUGUCAGCAUCAUGAUCGCAGAAAGCACCGGGAGCUCUCCACCAAAGCAGCCGCGUCGUGAUGACCGUCAGUGAGCGGAGCUGCAGCCCGUGACGCCCGACUCUCCCUGCACCCAGCCGGGUAGAUUUCUCAGCUUAACACGGUGUGAACGCUGGAGCUUUGGGACACGGACACACAAACACUGGCUCCGCAGCUUCAUUCGUCUCCCCAGGGCGCACUUCGCUCUCAUCGAUUCCUCCGAGGCUUCUCCUGCUCUCCAUCUGGGAAUUGAAAACUUGGGUGAGCAGACCGCUGCAGGCGGAGGAUAAGCGGACGCACGGAUAGUGUCCGCCGGCUGGCUGCGCGUCUUUCUGCGGCGCGCACAGCGGAGCUGCUGGAACUGUUCCCGUCCCGCGUUAGUCCAGCAUCACUUCUGACUGGGCGUCCCGAACUCGACCAACAUGGUUCUCCUGGGGUCCCUGCUUGUUCUUCUCUUCCCAGGCAUGAUGCUAUCCACAUCACAAAUAUUCCCCUUCCCUCCACCCGUGACUGACUGUGUUGAAGCUCAUCGUGUGUGCGCCACUGACCCACAGUGUGAGGCACUGUACCGGGGCUUAGAGCUGUGUGCGGCCGAUGCUGCAGUCUCACCACUGGGAGAACAAGCAGCAUCAGAGUGCCUGGAGAGACAAGAUGCCCUGUUGGCCAAACACCCAUCACUCUUGGCAUGCAAGUGCCAGCGUGGUUUCCGGAAGGAGGAGCGGUGCCUACGUAUUUACUGGAGAGUUCGUCUUCUGCCAGGAAGGGAUGAACUGGAGAUAUCCCCCUAUGAUGACUCACUGAUUGACUCUCCCAUGGCCUCUUUAGUAUCCGCCUCAUCCUUCAUGCAGCUGGAUGGUGAGAACCAGUGCUUGAAAGCAGCACAGGACUGUGGCCUGUACGAGAAGUGCGGAGCUCUUCGGUCAGAAUACGUGUUGGCCUGCACCAAGCCAUUACCCGGCACCAGCCGAUGCAACCAGUACAAGUGCCACCGGGCCCUGAGGCGUUUCCUGGAGCGGGUACCGGAGGAAUACAGCCUGGGUGUCCUGUUCUGUCCCUGCACCAACACCCUGUGUGGUGAAAGGAGGAGGAAAACCAUUGUACCCUCCUGCUCCUACCAGGACGCAGAGAGUCUGCAGCCUAACUGCCUCCACCAGCAGAGCUUCUGUCGUCGAGAUGACCUGUGCAGGUCCAGGCUGGCUGAUUUCCUCAGUAACUGCCAACCAUCCCAUGUGACAGGCAGCGGGUGUUUGAAAGAUUCAACAGGCCUCUGCCUCCGAGCCUACGCUGGACUCAUAGGUACCAUCAUGACUCCCAACUACAUCAGCAACAGCUCUGCUGACGUAUCGCUGUGGUGCAACUGUGAGGGCAGCGGCAACCAGUGGCAGGAAUGUCUGAAACUCCAGCGUCUUUUCACCCACAACAGCUGCCUACGUAAUUCUAUCAGCUGGAUGGGAAGCCCCGGAUCACUGCCCGCAGAUCCCACUCAACCUCCUGCUCCCAGGCCUUCUCCACUGGUUCAGAAGGAUGAGCUGCUGAGCAGGAACCACCUACCUGCACUCAACAACGAUGUGGUAGAGAGCGAGGAAGAGGAGGAGUUGACACAGACGGUUGAAGAGGAGGACGGUGAUGAAGGUGGCCAGUUCGAUGUCAUCCCGCUUUACUCGGAGAGGGCCACGGUCUCCAACCUGGGUUCAUCUGGAACAGGGGGGGCUGCAUCCCUCUGCGCCAGCCCUACUAAACCAGUACUGCUGCUCCUCCUGCUCCUAACCGCUGCCCUCAGCUGGGGGUAGAACAGUGGAUAUAUAGAAGAUACGCUCACCCACACAUUCACACUCACACAUGUACACUCUCACAUCAAAUGGCUCUCCAAACAAUCCUGGUCUGAUUGCUCAAAAAGUACAAGAAACAAGGGGAAGAAAUGGACUUUGCUUUUAUUUUUUGUUAGAAGCAUUUUAUUGGUUCCUGACUCUUGUCUUUGCUUUCUUUAUUCACUGCAAACAUGACAAAUAUCACUUUUAUUUAUUUGGCUCUGACUGGAGUCACAGUGGGGUAUCCGCUUGCUACCUUUAACCAGUAAGCACACUUGAAUAUUUAUUUAAUGCUAGCACACAGAUAAUAGUUUGUUGGUUUUAAGUGGUGCUGACAGGGUCUGUGAACAGCUGCUCCACAUUAGCCCUUUAGUGUAAAUUAUACAUCGGAAAUCUGCUGAUGCGUAAGCAAGUAGCCAAAACAAAAUGUCUACAACCAGCAAUAGCAAUUUGCAAACAUGGCACAUUAUUAAGAGUGAACCCAGUGCUACAAUGGACUUUCAGAGCUAAUGUAUGAAUAAGGGAAGUACUUGAAAAUGGCCAGAAAAGCUUCAAGCUUUAGCAUGCAAUGCUUUAUUUAGUAUUAGUUAAUGUUGCAAUCUUCCUCUGAUUUUGAAGUAAUUAUUGUUUCAAAAGUGUUAGUGGUGUAAAAUCAUCCCAUGUUAUGGCUAGAAUACUGGGUUUUAUUCCUGACUAGAGUCGUCUCUCCACUCGGCUCCUCUCCUGUUGUCCUCCCAAAAGCAGGAGAACAUGGGAGUCUGCAUCAAUCCAAUUCAAUUCAAUUUUAUUUAUAUUGCGCCAAUUCGUGAAACAUGUCAUCUCAAGGCACUUUACAAAGU
Messenger RNA from Fundulus heteroclitus (mummichog), 2691 nucleotides. RefSeq names its product GDNF family receptor alpha 3. Bases 467 to 1834 code for a protein of 455 amino acids. Gene Ontology annotation, cellular component: signaling receptor complex; external side of plasma membrane. Gene Ontology annotation, molecular function: signaling receptor activity. NCBI's taxonomy places the organism in Eukaryota, Metazoa, Chordata, Actinopteri, Cyprinodontiformes, Fundulidae. Gene Ontology annotation, biological process: nervous system development. The transcript is spliced from 8 exons. The record is from RefSeq and is a predicted model, not a curated record.